Molecule: messenger RNA, 686 nt
Organism: Paramecium primaurelia
Lineage: Eukaryota; Ciliophora; Oligohymenophorea; Peniculida; Parameciidae
Source: the annotation of a GenBank genome assembly
GUUACAUAUGAAAAAGCAGAAUCAGCAAGAAAUAUGAUAGAAGUAAUAAAUAAUUAACCAUUUUUAUUAAAUGGAAAACCAAUUAAAGUUUAAUUAGUCUCUGGUGCCAAUAAUUAUAUGGAUUUAUAAUUAGAUGACGAUCUUGUUUAAAAUCCAGUGAUGAGAAUAACACUAAUGAAAAAAUUAAUGGAUGAUAGUCUAAUAGAUAAUGUAUUAAUAAAAUAAUCUUUAGAUUAAUUUACCUCCUUUAAUGACAUAAUUAGGACUUACUGUAUAAAGAAUUUUGAAUAUAAUCUAAUCUCCUAAUCCUACAUUAGGUUGUAUUUCUGGAUGGAUGCCACUUAAACACAAUCCUCCAGCCUGUCCUUGCACUACAAAGGUUAUUGUAUUAACAAAUAUGUGGACUGAUCUUGAGAUUUCAAAUUAGGCUGCUAUUGUUGAAUUAAAAGAAGAAGUUGAAAGUAAUUCAAUUUAUAAUAAUUAUUUUUAUAGAUGAAUGUAAAAAGUAUGGAGAAGUAGAAAUGGUAUGGGUAGACAAAAAAAAUGAAGGUAAUGUAAUCGUUGUUUUUAAAUAAUGGGAAGCGGCUAAAUAAGUAAAUGUUUUAAUGAACAACAGAAGAUUUGGAAAUAAAGUGGUGUAGAGUUAUUUCAUAACAGAGAGUCAAUUCAUGAGCAUCAUUAAAUGA